Capsicum annuum is the source of this 1876-nucleotide messenger RNA. RefSeq lists its product as uncharacterized. The coding region runs from base 89 to 1711 and encodes 540 amino acids. The transcript is spliced from 9 exons. The record is from RefSeq and is a predicted model, not a curated record. NCBI's taxonomy places the organism in Eukaryota, Viridiplantae, Streptophyta, Magnoliopsida, Solanales, Solanaceae.
AAUAUGUGGAUGAACCAAAUAUUCACAAGCAUCUUGGCUAAAUAUUUUUGAAUUUUGUGUGAAAACAUUACUAGUAUUUUGUUUUUGAAUGAUGAAAUUUGAAGAUUUGUUGAUGCAGCCAAGCGAUGAGAAACAGAAAAGAAUACUUCUUGAAGAAGAGGUUGAGGAACUGAGAGAAGAAUUAGACGGACAACUUCAGCUCAAAACAGUGUUGCAAUAUGCAUUACAAAGACCAAAUGUUGGUUCUUGUCCCUGCAUAUCCACCCUCCCUCGCCGGGUUCAACAUUUGUUGGAAGAGGUGGUGAUGGCGGAGGAAGAGAUAGCUUGGCUAGAGAGAAAAGUCGACGCGCUAAAGAGGAAGCUGUACCGAGAGAAAGAAUUGGCCGAAAAAUGGGAAGUGCUGCCACUUAAACAAGUUCAGCAUCAACAGCAUCAGCGAUUGAUUUCAAAGCCCUUACCUCCUCCACGACCCGAUAGAUCACAAAACUAUCAACUCAGAAAACAAUAUAGAAUUCGAAAAGACAGAAGAGCCUCUGUUGGUUCCUCCAUCGACUUCCACACCAUUUAUUCUCCGAUUAAUCUCAAUGAGGAGGAAAUAGUUGAGAGUAGUUCAAGAGGUUCAAGAAAUUGGCGCAGGCACCACAGCCAGCCAGUAGAUCUAGAAACGGAUAAUGAGACGCCAAAUAAGUUGUCAGAAGAAGUACUCAAAUGCUUAAUAAGUAUAUAUCUCAAGUUAAACAAGGCAUCGUUGGAGAACCAAAGUUCAUCAACUAUUUCAACUUCCAUUGCAAAACAAUCUCAAACUUGCUCGAAGAAAUCCAAAAGCAGCUUCAUAUGCAGCAAAACUUGUACAUCAUCUGCUGCUGAUGCUCCGAUUUUCGCGCUCAACGAUUACGCAUCGAAUCUUGAUCCUUAUGGGAUCUUGUUAGACACUGAUGGAAUUCAGAGAGAGAUUGGAUCUUACAAGAAUUUCAUCCAAGUCUCAAGAACUUCUAUUAACACGUGUCAUAUAUCCGAAUGUCUUCCCCAAAUGGGAAAGUUAAGGUCUAUGGUGCAAAAAUUCAGCAAUGUUGACAUAACUUGCUUGACCUACAAGCAGAAAUUGGCAUUUUGGAUCAAUGUUUAUAAUAUCUGCAUAAUGCAUGCAUUUUUACAAUAUGGUUUGCCUUCUACAGAAGAGGAACAAUUAUCUCUCGUAAAUAAGGCUGCCAUAAAUGUUGGUGGUAUUGUACUUAAUGCAUUAGCCAUUGAACAUUUCAUCCUAAGGCAUCCAAGGGAUAUUGAACAUGGUUUGACAGAUGAUAAUGAAAGAUUUUUGAGGAAUGCUUAUGGUCUUGAGUAUCCUGAACCUAAUGUCACCUUUUCACUAUGUAGAGGAAGCUGGUCUUCACCUGCACUAAGGAUAUACACAGCAGAUGAAGUGGCGAACGAGCUAGAAAGAGCGAAAAUGGCAUAUUUGGAAGCAUCAGUAGGAGUGACAAGUAAGAAGAAGAUAAUGGUACCAAAGCUAAUGCAAUGGCAUAUGAAAGAUUUUGCAGAUGAUAUGGAAUCACUUGUAGAAUGGAUGUAUAGCCAAUUGGCAAGUUGUUGCUCUUUGAAAAAAUCUAUGAUGGAUUGUCUUGGCGCAGGCGAAAAGAAAUCGCUAUCGAUUGCUAAGAUGAUUGAGGUUCAACCAUACGCUUCGGAAUUCAGAUACUUACUUCCUCUAUGAUCACCAAAACAUCAGUAACAAUAAACAAACCAAAAAGAAAAACCGACGACCAUUGAUGACCUUAAUAGCAGGCAAAAAGCCUCGUUUGUUUGUACUUGAUGAAGAAUUUAAUUUUAAUCAUUUACAUCUCAUCUCAGUCAUUAUGAAUUUUAAUUUUUUUCUCAA